GUGAAAAAUUCAAGAACUCUCAUCCCUAAUAAACAAUCUGCGUGAUAUAAACCAAAAUAUUGUAAAUCAGAACACUCUUUUAUUGUAAUUUUAAAAGUUAGUUUGACAUAAAACUAAUUCAAAAAUAACAGAUAAAUUACCAAUUAAGCAUAGUUUGUUUUAUAAAGUGUAAACUUUGCUUGAAAAUAAGCUGGGGCUUUAAUACGUAAAACACGUGGAUUUAAGACAAUUUCAUCACAAUUUCUUGUUAUAAUGGUGUCUGAUAUAUUUAGUGAAUAUUAUAUUUGCAAUUUUAACGAUGCCGUAGCUGUUGAGGAUCUGCCAGCCGAUGAGCAACUGCGUCAAUUGUGGACCCGCCAGAAGUUGUGGACAUUGGAGGAUCUACGGGGGAUCCUGCAGCGCUGGCGGGAAAACGAAAAACUCAAUUCAAAGGACAAUCCUGCGUUGCAACUCAACGAUUUUCUGCUUUUGAUCUUCGCCUUUGUUCAAAACAAUUUUACUGGGCCCUUCGACAAGGUGGACGAUUUUCAAGUAAUCCAUAGUGAACUAAGCUUGAAGGAUCUAGAUGCACAGGAGAAACUCAAAGCCAGCGGAGAGGAACUGAAUCCGAAUGUUAAAACUGGAGAGCUGUUGCUUGUGGCCAGGGAAAUACUCAAGGGACUGCUCGAAACCCAUCCAGAAUCGAAGGUGCUGGUUUGGUGGCAUUUGCGGCUAAUCCUGCUGCAUCAGAAUGUCCUCGACGAUCUGGCGGCAUCGCUUUACGAGCAAUUCAAAACGGCAGCUGCGCUUCUUCAGGCCCAAAUCAACCAGUUUGAGAGCAGGGAACUGCAGGCAUUGCUGUUGCUGGAGUUGGCCAAUGGUUAUCUACUGUUUCACCGGUCCGAAAGGGCCGCCCAACUGCUGGAUGAACUGUGCAACCAUCUGCAGGUGGAGCUGAAAGUUGAGGGUUUGCUGGGAGUACGCACCAAGUUUCAGCAAAAGGCUCUUCCACAGCUCUGCCUCAAAGUGGAGCAGCUUGGGGAGCAGGAAGCCCUGCCCACCGCCAUCCGUACAAAUGAGCGGACCAAACUGCCCAAGCUGCUCCUCUUGGAGGAUGACACGCGACUGGAGCGUAUACGUUUUGUGGAGCUGAGGGACAACGAAGUGAUGACGCUGCCCAGUGUGCUCCAAGCUCUGGUGCUGGCCAAGGUGAAACAAUUAAAACGCUCUCAGCCCAAGGAUCGCUUGGCCGAUGAGCAACUUGAGCCGUAUACACAAACACUGCUCUACCAGGAACACGGACCUUUCCAAGUGCGCCAGGCGGCGCUGCUUCUGAACUGCCUGCAGGAAUCGGGACAGCGGAGAACCGUCGAACGCAGCUGGAAGCAGUGCGAAGAGUGCGUCAAGCUGCUGGACAGCUCCGAGGAGGAACUAUCGCUCAGAUCCCGACUCUCCUACGGCUUCGCCUCCCACCUGAGGCCCAAGUGGCAGGUGCAGCUGCAACUGGUGGACCUGCUGCGAUCCCUGGGCAUGACCAAGACCGCCCUGGACAUCUGCCUUCGCAUACACGCCUGGCAGCAGGUAAUCGAGUGCUACACGAGUCUGGAACUCCGUCACAAGGCGGCGGAGGUUAUCCGGCAGGAGCUGGAGAAGAAGCCCACGGCUUUGCUGUACUGCCUUUUGGGCGAUGCCAUCGAUGAUCCAAACUUCUACGAGCAGGCUUGGUUGCAUUCCAAAAAGACAAGCGGCAAAGCCCAAGCCUAUUGGGGCAACUACUUUUACCGGAGUGCCGAUUAUGCCCAGGCCAUGGAUCACUUUGAGAUCUCGCUGGAGAUAAACAACCUGCAGGAGGCGAUCCUUUUGCGCUGUGGCUACUGCGCCAUUCAACUGGAACGCUGGGAGGCGGCUGUUAAGCAUUAUCUGGCAUACACUCACCUGGAACCCAACGGCUUUGAGUCGUGGAACAACCUGGCCAAGGCUCUGAUUAAGUUGGGUGACAAACAGCGGGCCCAUCGCGUUCUGGGCGAAGCCCUCAAGUGCAACUACAGCAACUGGAAGGUUUGGGAAAACUACAUGCUGGUGGCCGUGGACACAUCCCAUUGGGAGGAUGCCAUGCGGGCGUACCAGCGUAUGGCAGAGCUAAAGCAGCACUACCUCGACCAGGAGGUGCUCACCCGGAUUGUCUACGGCAUUUCUAAGGAGGAUCCCGCCGGCGCCGGUUCUCUGGUCAAGAGACUCAGGAAGCUGCUUGGACAGCAGAGCAUCCAGCACGGAAAUGAGCCUCUUGUCUGGGAACUGGCCGCUUUGGUGGCUCCGUCACCGCUGAAAAAGGCCGAAAAACUGGUGAAAUCAUAUCGUGCAUACACACCGAAACAUUUGGGAUGGGAAACCAAACCGGAGCAUGCCUUAAAGGCUCUGGACCUUUGUCUAGAGGUCUGCGAGCUCUCAGUGGCGUCCAUUGAAGAGCACAUCCCGGAUGAAAGUGAAGUAAUGAUUACCUCUCAGCUCAACUCAGCCAGAUUGGCGGGAACAUCUUGUUUGAAUGCCCUAAAAAGGGCCAUAAAUGUGGAUGUGCCCACAGAGCAGACGGAGAAGGUUAUGGAGCUGGAAAAGCGAAUCGAAGAGUUGACGAAAAUAGUCCAGGAGCGUAUGAAUGUGCCUCGAUCGUAGUGGUUAGCACUGCAUUUCCAUCUGGCUUUACAUAAAAAUAUAUAUCUGGUUAACAAAUGAA
Messenger RNA from Drosophila elegans, 2710 nucleotides. RefSeq names its product tetratricopeptide repeat protein 27. The transcript is spliced from 4 exons. The record is from RefSeq and is a predicted model, not a curated record. Gene Ontology annotation, molecular function: protein binding. The coding region runs from base 253 to 2649 and encodes 798 amino acids. Lineage: Eukaryota; Metazoa; Arthropoda; Insecta; Diptera; Drosophilidae.